AAACAAGAGCGUCAUAAAUGGGCCACUUUUAAGGAUUUUGAGGACUUUUGUUGUAAGAAUGAAGGUGGUAGUGUUUUUCAUGCUCUUUUUUACAAGCCAACUCUUCACAUCUCAUGGGCAGGACUGUCAGAGCGGACAGGACGUGCUGAACGCUCUUCAGCAGGUGCAGAAGCUCCUCUCGGCCCAUGAGACGUCCUUCCUACAGAGUCUGCGGAGCCUCCGCAAGAAACUCGGCCUGCUACAGAACAGCACAGUUAAACACAGCAAAGCCAGCAGCACAGCAUCAGACUGUCCUCCACCAAAGCCGCUGGCUAAUGGCCGGAUCCUCGGGCGUGUAUUUAAGUCGGGCCAUGAGGUCCACUACCUGUGCAGCCCUGGCUUUCAGCUGAUGGGGCCGGAAACCAGAGUCUGCCUGGAGUCCCAGAGCUGGAGCGGAGCACAGCCGUCCUGCAAGUUUGUAGACACCACUGUAAACAAUGAUGCAUCUGCUGCUAUAUCAGCAUCUCCCUCAUCCUCUCAUGACCCUGCCUUUGUGAGGCCGUCCCGCUGCAUUGAGUUUCUGGGCUCCAGCCACUGUACCUGUGAGCCGGGGUUCGGCAUCUCCAGCCACAGCAGCACACUGUGCACAGACAUUGACGAAUGCAAGCUCUUCCGCCUAACUCAUCCUGGCCGUCUUUGUUUGCACACCUGUGUGAAUACAGCUGGAAGUUUCCAGUGCCAGUGUCCUGCCGGUUACAGCCUGGGCCGAGAUAGCAGGAGCUGCCAUGACAUUGACGAGUGUGCGAGGGAGACCCAUAACUGCAGCAGUGAGCAGGUGUGUGUGAAUACAUUCGGAGGUCAUCGCUGUGAGCAGGUGGACUGUCCUCACUUCCGCAACGCCACCUACAUCAAAACUUCACCGCUGCGUUGUGACCGUAACCCUUGCGUCCAAGGAGAUGACGCCUGUCUGCAGGCCCCGGUCUCCAUUAACUUCCACUUCAUGUCGGUGGUUUCCAAUAUGUCAGCGCCCACCGUUCUCUUCCGUUUGUCGGCGGCCCGUGUCCUGGGUGAUGCACUGCGCUUUGGCCUGCUGGGGAAGCGGGGAGUGCAGCACUUCAGUGUCCAGCGUGCAGGCAGACAGACCGGACAGCUGGUGCUGGUGAACCCUGUCCAGGGCCCCGCCACGCUAGACGUCGACAUUGAGAUGAGUGAAAUGGAAAGAAAGGUGCUGUUGGGGCGAUAUGUUACGAAAGUCACCGUCUUCGUGUCACCAUACAGCUUUUGAGGCGCAGAGGGCAGACUGACAGUGCUGUGAAAUCAUUCACAGGCCAGAUCCUGGGGACCGUCCCUGCCAAGGAGAGAUAGAGGAGCUAUUAUACUGUUCCUGAGGUGCCAAUUUCUGAGGACAAAAGAAAACUCGGAGUAAUUUAAGUCCUGAAAAAGGGAAAAAAUCCUUCUAUUUGGACCAAAGUAUUUAUGCAGUGCUGAAGUUAAUUAAGAGUAUGACAUGCAAUUUUGAAAUGUGGAAAAAUUCCGUAAAAUAAGGAAUUUAAGGACAUGGGAAAUAAGGAAGUCAAAUACAAUAAAAUUAAAGGACAAAUAUAUUAAAAUGUCAUUUUAAAGUUGGUUUUAUGAAAAACAUUUUAAAGAAAAGCACAUCUUGUAACAUCAAGUAAAAAAAAAAAGAAGCAAUUAUCUUUAUACUAUGAAUGUGUGUAUUAUUUUUGAAAACAUUUUAAGGCAAAACUUUUAAUUAUGUCAUUUAGUAUGUUUUUGGAGAGUUGCACCACAUGACAUUGAAACAAACUGCUUCACUACAUAUUUUUACAAAAUAAAAUGUCUUCUUAAGG
Megalobrama amblycephala (Wuchang bream) is the source of this 1829-nucleotide messenger RNA. RefSeq names its product fibulin-7-like. The record is from RefSeq and is a predicted model, not a curated record. Bases 59 to 1264 code for a protein of 401 amino acids. Lineage: Eukaryota; Metazoa; Chordata; Actinopteri; Cypriniformes; Xenocyprididae. Gene Ontology annotation, molecular function: calcium ion binding. The transcript is spliced from 8 exons.